AUAGGCUAUUGAGGCUAUUUAUUAGUUAGUUAGUCAGUUAUAAUUUUUACUGAAUGUGAAACAAAAAGAUUGUCUUGUACUAAAGAUUGUCCUGUAAUUGAAUCCUAAUCUAUUCAUACUACUUAUGUUGUUACUGUUGAUAUUACAUAAAAAAGGAUUACUUUAAUGCAAUGAUAUUUUCUAAUAAUGGAACUAUUCAGCUUUUUUCUUCAAAAGUCGAAGUAAUACUUCCAUAUUCAAUUAAUUAAUUGAUAAAUAAAUAAUAACAAUAGUGAUAAUAUUGUUGUUCGGUGAUAUAAUUAUAAAAAAAGAUGUGAAUACAUUGGAGAUUGAUGAAUAUACAUGAAUAUAUAAGUGUUUAAGUAGUUUGUAAUAUUAGUGAUACUAUUAUUAUUGUUAUUGUCAUUACUAGUGGUAAUAGUAUUAUUAAUUAUUAGUAAUAAUUAGUCAUGGAUGAACUACAACGUCUUUAUGAACAUCAAACAAUGAUGGCAAUUGGAAUAUAUUCAUUUUUAGAUAAUCUAUUAUCUCAUUUACCAUCAACAUCAACAACAACAUCUACGCCGUCGCCAUCGUCAACACAUAAUGAUAAUGAAAAUUCUCCAAGAAGUUUACUACAAGAACAUACAUUGAAUACUACUAAUGGAAUAAUAAGAGAAACUAGUACAAUUACAGAUGAUUAUGCAUCGAAUAUUAUGUAUGAUUUAAAUGUACUUACUGCUGGUGAUACAUUUAAUGAAAGAAAUGAACGUAUACGAACAACACUGACGCCUUCAAGAACACUAAUAACCUGGCCAUUAAGUGAUUUAAGCAUACCUAGUAUAAACAGUUCACAAUUACAUCCAGUAAUACAGAAUUCUGUUAACACUACUAAUAAUAUUGAGAAUAAUUUAAGUGAUAAUAUUGAUUCAAUGUGUACACAAGAUUCAGCAUCAUUAUUAAAAGAUAUUCAACCUGGUGGUUAUCUUGAAGAAAUAUUUAUUUAUUUAUCGAAUAGUGAAAAAGAAGAAUAUUUAUGUACUAUAUGUUAUUUAAUACUUAAAGAAGCCUAUCAAUGUCAAAAUCAACAUAAAUUUUGUUAUGGUUGUAUAUACACAUGGUCUACAGGGCCUACAGCUGGUCAUGACAGUUGUCCAGUAUGCAGAUGUGAUGGUUUAUAUGCUAAGAAUUUUGAGUUAAAUGAUCGCAUCAAUAAAAAGCGUGUUCGUUGUCCACAGAGUCAUUGUAAUUGGAUGGGUAUGUUAAGCGCAUAUCAUGAACAUGAACACAGACGUUAUAGUCCAUAUGAAUUAGAUUUAUUAUUAGCAGAUUGUAAAAAGGAUAAUAUCAAGUCAUUAACAUCAUUAUUGCCAUUAUCAACACAAAAUCAAAUAGGAUAUAAUGAAAAAGAAUUAUCAAUAAAAGUGAAUGAUUCAUUACAAAUAAAUGAAACAAGUGAGACAAAUAAUCAACAUUACCGCAAUACUGAUAAUCAAUCUAAUCAACGUUAUUUAGAUCCUGGAAGAGUACCUAAUGUUUGUGAACCAAUCAAUCAAAUAACAGAGCAGAUAAAUGAAAAUUCAGUUGAAAGAUUAUUAACUACACAAAGACGAAUAAGACCUUUAAGAAAUGAUAGUCGACAUAGAUUACAAUCUUCAAUGAGAAUUCAAAAUCGACAACCUUCCCAUUCACGUAACUGUUUAAAUCAAACAGAAGAUAGUGGUGAAGGUGUGCGAAGACAUACACUUGGUAAUAAUAAUCAUUUGUCAUCUUCACAAGGAAGUAAUAAUCAGGUACAUUCACAAGCAUUACACAGAGGGCACCACCACCACCCCCAACAACAACAACAGACAUCUACAAGUGGACAAAGGCAACUAAGAUCACAUGAAACACCAAGUACACCAAUGCAUAGAAGUAAUUCUCAUACUAGGUUAAGACCAACGCCUAUUAUAAGAGAUACUCGAAAUCGAGCUGAAAGACUGCCUAAUGUAAGGAGACUACGAAGAUCAACGUGUGAUGAUAACACAGGACAACAACGACCUGAUAGUUCGCAAUCUACAGAAUGUCGAAGUGAGAAUAGUCAGUCUAGUAGUCGGUUAGAUUUUACACCGAAUAAUAACAAUACUGGAAGUCAAAAUAUAGAAGCAAGUUUGCUGAUAGAUAGGACAGAAAUGAACAGAAAUGAACAAAAUAUAAAUAUUUCUAGACUUUCACAAGUUAAUCUACCAGCAAUUAAUUCUAGUGAAACAAUUCCGGCUAAUUCAAAUACACACCAAGGGAUAAGUAAUAAUAAUACUCAGUCAUCAUUCCAAAAUAUCAACUCAUUCAAUUCAAUUCCACGAAUCCGUCAACCACUUGAAUUUCGUCGUUUAGUACCUCGAAGACAACGAAGAGUAGUUGAACAGUUGAGAGAAACUCGUGAACAAUUAGCUGCUAUGCUUCAUCUUAUGACUAUGGAAUUAGAAGAAAGACAAAAUCGUAUUUUGAAUACUGACCUAGAAAUAGGUAACCGAAAUAGAUUAUUAAGAAGUCAAAACAAUUUAUUUCCUUAUAAUGAUAAUAAUAGUAAUAAUAAUCAAAAUAUGUAUUCAGAAGAUACAACAAAUGACGAAUUUCUUGGAGUAAACAAUCAAAAUACAUCCUCGAGACAUGUGCAUUCACCUAGUGCCAGGGAAAAUGAUAAUCAGUCGAAUUAUUAUACUAAUCAGUUACGUAAUAUAAGUACACCUACUUCAACAAUGAAUAACAAUAAUAAUAAUAGUAGUAAUAAUAACAGAGAUGUAUCACGUACACUUUUGACACCAACAUAUAGAGUGCAGACAACUACAACUACAGGUGGUACUCAUACAGAACAGAUGAAUACUAAUAAUAACAACAGAUAUGAUACUAUACCUACAACAACAACAGUGAAUAAUGCUCAUCAAUCUUCUGCUUCGUCAUUGACAUCAACAUCAAGAUUAUUAACACGUUUACGAAUUAAUACACUAGCACAAACAAGAACUCCAUCAAGUUUAUUUACACCGCAUAAUAGAAGUAUAUAUCUUGUUAACGAAAACAAUGAAAGACAAAUCUCCAUACGAACAAGAACAACAACUUCGUCAUCAUUCAUGACAGGAGACAGUAGUAAUGAUGAAGAUGAACAGGAUAGUGAUGAUGAAAGCAGUUGCUAGUCUCAUUUGUUCAAUGAAAUAAUAUUCACAGACAAUAUAUGCGAUCAUUAUCAAUGCAUCAAUGUAGUUAGAUAAUUAAUUAAUUAGUGAAUGAAUGAACAGAGAAAACGUAUAUAUAAACCUAUACAAGAACCAACACACGUGUCUAGAUAAGAUUCCUUUCUAUACAAACAAAUUAACAUUAUAUACAUAAUUUACUACUUACAAUGUUUGAGUGUUUCGUUUCUUUUUUUUACAAUAUUUCAAACAAAAAAUAAAUAUAGAUCUCAC
This is a messenger RNA of Trichobilharzia szidati, 3419 nucleotides long. The record is from the annotation of a GenBank genome assembly. Lineage: Eukaryota; Metazoa; Platyhelminthes; Trematoda; Strigeidida; Schistosomatidae.